UGUUUUAAUAUUAGAGAAGGAAUGUUAACCUUGUGUGAGUUACCGUAAAGCACUGUAAAGGGUUUAAAGUAGAGUGAAGUAGAGGAUCAAUGUCAAAAACAAUUAUAAAACUAUACAGCAAAAGUUAUUAAUUUUGAUAAUCAACACAUAAGAAUAAGUCAUGGAUAUUCGUGGAAUAGAGGUUACAAACCAACUCAGGAGUGCUAUUCGUGCAAAGCUGUUAGAAUUAGGUGUUCGUUAUGAUGAAGAAUUACCUGACUAUAUACUAGUGAUGGUUGUAAACAAAAAGUCGCGGCAGCAGAUGCAUGAAGAUUUACAUCUGUUUUUAGAAGACAACACUACACCAUUCGUUGAAUGGUUGCAUGAUCAAGUGUUGAAGAAACUACAAAAAGUUACAGUUACGAAAAAAAAAGCUACUAAAGAGUUUGUACCUUCAGUAAUUGUAAAGCAGGAAGAGGAGCGUAACAAUCGGAAAACUGCUACUUCUUUUUUAGAAGACCAUACUCCAACAGAAGAAUUUCAUCAAUUAUUGGGAAAAAAUUUAAAAGAAGAUAAGGAAGUUGAAAAGGAAAUACUGACCAAGUUAAAGUUGGCACACGAGACUGGAGAGGCUUCUCAAAAUAAUGUAAGCCUAGUCAGUCGUAAAUUAGAGUUGACUGAUCAUUCUAGAAAAACAAUAUUUUUUCCAGAAGAAUUGCGAACUUCUGACUUUAUGAAAGUUAUUAAGCCGCUACAACAAUCUGCUAAUCUCACGCAUUCAUUCUCUAAAGUCAGUUCACUUGAACCUGAAUUUGAAAAUAAUUCCGCCUCAGAUAAAAGUAUUACAUAUGGGAAACGUUCAAAAAAUACUGAGCAAGAAGACGAUUUUUGUAACCGUGACUACAAGAAACUCAAAUCUAGUGUGUGUAAACCUGAAAUAACGUCUGUAGUAUCUGUCAAGAAUCGUCUUGGUAUCGUUUCACCCAGAAAGAACUUUCAAUCUCAGCAUAAUAGAGCAAAUUUCUAUAAUCGACCCAGACAUGGAGAUCAACAUGAAUUUGAGUACAGCACCCACAGAAAUAAUAUUCCUCGAUCAAGAAAUUUGGCAACUAAUGGAAAUUUAAGAAGGGUUCAGGGUAUUCAAAUCAAAGUAGGAGUCGCAGGAAGGGCAAUUGACAUCAAGCGACUUCCUGGUAGACCAAGAGAUGGUAGAUUGAAUAUGAAUUUAGAAGCGCGGCAGAAAAAUAAAACAAAAGAAACAUUGGUUCAUAUAGUUAAAAAUCGUUUAGGUAGCAGCACUAAAAUACUAAAGCAGUCUACAGUGAAAAUGCAAGAAAUCAACAAAGACAAAAUAAUUGCAAGUAGGAAGUUAGAAAGAGAGCAAACCAAUUUUAGAGGAAAAAACGUAAAAUACAGAUUAGGACCGAUAAGAAAGAAAUUUAAUGCAACUAACAACACUAGUAACGUAAAUUUUUUUAUGCAGAAUUCAAAAGUAGACAAUGACUCCGAUUCUUUAAAUGUGCUGAUUCUAGAUGAUAUAGAGGAUGAAGAUCACUCUGUCGUCAAUAUGGCAUCUGUAAAAUCUCAUGUAGUGGCGGUUCAAAAAUUCUUGCCAGAAAAGACUAAUCGAAAGAAAUUUAAAUCAAAUGAGAAAGAAUUUAGCGAUCCUAAUGAUGAAGACUGUAAAGAUUGUCAAGUACCAAGCAAAGUCAUUGUUACACCAAGACCUUUGAAGCCUUUACAGCCGACUCAGAAACGAGCAACUCAAUCCUUAUUAUUGAGAGCAGUAGCUGAAGCUAACCAGUCUGUGGUGAAACAAAGAAAUCCAGAACCAUCUUAAGUGAUAUUGUUGCUGGUCAGCUGUUUUAUUCAUGAGGUUUGCCUGGCCAUCUUGUAGCUCACCAUCACCAACGUCCUGCAUGCUGUGGUCCCCAGCGGUUGUUCCAAAGGUGCUACGAGAUAUUCGGGUAUGAUGUAAGGAGCUGUCUUCUUACGAAAAUCAGAUUUUCGACAAAGAGGGUUCUCUCCAAGCCUCAUGUUUUUCAAGGUUGCGGAUAGAGGGUCCCUGUAUCAAGGGUUUCUGCUGAAUAGGGUUUCAGUAAUUAAUAAGCAAUCGCGCACAAUUAUCGACGGAUGCUCCCGAAGGAAUUAAUCCCUCAGUGAAGGAAUAGCAACCGUGUCUAACGCUAAACUGCCCAUGGGUAAGGUGUUUUAAACGGCGAAUCUGGGAUACCGGACGACCUCUCAGAAUAUCCAACCAUAUUUUUCCAUGCGGGGCUAAAUAAGGAUGAGCAAAUUUUUUCCGUAGAUGCUCGUUGGAACAACAAUGAUAACACCAAACACAGUUGUAGUAAGUGUGGCUCAAAAAGAUCAAACGCGAUGAAUCGGCAUAGUGUCAAUACUUUUGAGUGGACAGAUCAACUCAGGUAAAACCUGCUGGAGUGCUACUUUAUCAGAAUGUCCCCUAAACGAGAAGGUAACACGGCGCGAUUGCAUGCUCCGUGUGAGACACACCCAGAGCUUUCGCCCUUUUCGUAUUAAGUUUUCGAAACCGAGCCGAGGACAUCGGGAAAAAGGGUUAUAGAAGCCAAACGCCUACUCUACCCCAGCCAGAACAAGCCGGCAAUAGAGAUUUGUUAAGUUAACUUAACAUUAACAUGUGUUGUCGCUGUGGUCGCUGACACGACAACACAUGAAAUAAUUCAAAAUUCUUCUUUUUUUAAAUUGCAUAAUUCAUCACUAAUUUUGUUCUAAUUUUGUACUUCAUUAAAAAAUGUUGUGCUUUUAAAUUUUUUGGAUAAAUCGUGUGGCUUCCUUUGGCCAAACGUUAAGCUUGCACAAACACACUGUAAAACAUAUGAAAUACUGCAAAAAUUGCAGUUGUCAAUAUGACAUAACUUGAUGAUGUAACUUAACAGUAUUAAUUUAGCACCAAGUUAUGUCAUAUUGACAACUGGAAUUUUUGCAGUAUUUCAUUUUAUUUUUGGUUUACUGGAACAUUCUUGGUGAUGUAACUUAACGGUAUUAAUUUAGCAUCAAGAAUGUUCCAGUAAACCAAAAAUAAAAUUAUUUUUCAAGUAAAAAAGUUCAAUACGCACCUAAAUAACAGACCUAACCUACAAUAAACUGUAGUCACAUUACAUUUGUACCAUUCAGGGCGAAUUUUAGAAAAAGUUCCAUAUGUACGUUGCACUUCAAUCAUAAAAAGCAAUUCAAUCGACGAAUUCUCGAUUAUUAUUUUUAAUUGAGAAUAUUUAAUAAAAUUUAAAGAAAUAAAAGCACUUUGAGUCUUAAAGCAUACUGUUAUACUGAUCUUUAUAUUAUGUUUAACAUAUCAUGUACAGCUUUUUUUACUUUGAUGUAUAUUAAAUUUCAACUACUUUUUGUGCAAAUGACUUCUUAUAAAUUUGUAUUACAUUUUUUUUACCGAUUUUUGUAACAGUUUAUGCUAUGAAAACUCCUUCAAACAUCCUUGUAGUAACAUAAUUUUUUAAAAUUAAUAACAAUACAGACUGUAAGUUUUGAAAAAUGUCGGUCAAAUUAAAAUUUUGAAGGAAUAAUAAUUAGAAUUUGCUGAGGUCUUGGAAAGUAAAGAAGACAGGCGAUAUUGACCACCGCUUAGUACAAAGGAACACCUUAAUUAAGGUCAAUGGAGUAGUAAAUGAACUGUCAUUGUGAGAGAUCGCGGCCACAAAAUGUUGUCAUAAAACCCUCAGAAAUAGGUACUUUUUGUCUAGCAAGAAUCGUGUCCGAGGUAUCUUCAGGUGCUGCUCCCAUGAAAAUGGGCCAAUGGACAAAGAAUCUUGAAGUACUCCACCCACAAAAAACAAUUUGUGAUUUUAAAAUGACAAUCGAGGUGACAAUUGUAUUUUCUGCUUCUUUACUAUGUUUGAUCUAGAAUGCAAAAGUGUAAUGUAUUUGUUAUUUGUCUGCAUUAUAAAUAUAAUAAUAAUUAUUAUUAAUAUUAUUUGAAAAUGUAUGUCGUUGGGAAGAGGAAAGAAUGAAUAAGAGAAUCAUUUAAUAAGAAUAGUCCUUCUCUAAAAUAAUAAGAGUUAUAGUUUCAGUUGAUGGGCAGGGACAAAUAGUGUCAAAAUUUUGUGUCUAAUAAAACUGAUGAAAAUGUAAGAUUUACUAAUGUAAAAUCUUAUUAUUUAACCAAGGUCAGACGUAUUCAGCAGAACUAAAAUUUAUAUUUGACAUCAGCAAUAGUAGCUUUAGUAUCAAAUAUCAAACAGAAGUUGUAUUUUUGCAAUAGGCAAUAACUUCCAAUUUUUAAAUAUUUUAAUUGUAUAAUUUGAAUUGAAAUCAUU
Molecule: messenger RNA, 4289 nt
Organism: Belonocnema kinseyi
Lineage: Eukaryota; Metazoa; Arthropoda; Insecta; Hymenoptera; Cynipidae
Gene: Nab2
Exons: 3
Coding region: 161-1819 (552 amino acids)
Biological process (GO): regulation of mRNA stability
Cellular component (GO): nucleus; cytoplasm
Molecular function (GO): poly(A) binding
Source: RefSeq, a predicted model, not a curated record